This is a messenger RNA of Pipistrellus kuhlii (Kuhl's pipistrelle), 3832 nucleotides long. It is a transcript of the gene L3MBTL2, whose product is annotated as L3MBTL histone methyl-lysine binding protein 2. The transcript has 17 exons. Gene Ontology annotation, cellular component: nucleus. Gene Ontology annotation, molecular function: zinc ion binding. The coding region runs from base 88 to 2226 and encodes 712 amino acids. The record is from RefSeq and is a predicted model, not a curated record. Gene Ontology annotation, biological process: regulation of DNA-templated transcription. Lineage: Eukaryota; Metazoa; Chordata; Mammalia; Chiroptera; Vespertilionidae.
GGCGACCAAUGAGCGCCCGCGGGAAAGAGCGGCGAGGCCAAUAUGGCUUCCCGCACCCGGUGACGGUCGUGGAAACUGUUGGGUCUCAUGGAGAAGCCGCGCGGCGUGGAGGAGGUUCCUUCCUCAGAGCCCAUGGAGGAAGAGGAGGAAGAGGAGGGAGAGGAGGGAGAGGAGGACUUGGAGCUGCUCGGCGGCUAUGACAGCUUCCGCGGUUAUAACAGCAGCGCCGGCAGCGAGAGCAGCUCCUGCCUGGAGGAGUCCAGCGAAGCCGAGACUGAAGAGCGGGAGGCAGGGGAGCUGCCCACCUCCCCGCUGCACCUGCUCAGCCCGGGGACUCCGCGCUCCCUGGACGGCAGUGGUUCCGAGCCAGCCGUCUGUGAGAUGUGUGGUAUCGUGGGUACAAGGGAAGCCUUCUUCUCCAAGACCAAGAGGUUCUGCAGCGUCUCCUGUUCCAGGAGCUACUCCUCCAACUCCAAGAAAGCCAGCAUCUUGGCUCGAUUACAGGGAAAGCCGCCCACCAAGAAAGCCAAAGUCCUGCACAAGGCAGCCUGGUCCGCCAAGAUCGGAGCCUUCCUCCACUCGCAAGGGACGGGGCAGCUGGCCGAUGGGACACCCACAGGGCAAGACGCGCUGGUCCUGGGCUUCGACUGGGGGAAGUUCCUGAAGGACCACAGUUACAAGGCCGCCCCUGUCAGCUGCUUUAAACACGUGCCCCUCUAUGACCAGUGGGAGGACGUGGCGAAGGGGAUGAAGGUGGAGGUGCUCAACAGCGACGCCGUGCUCCCCAGCCGGGUGUACUGGAUCGCCUCCGUCAUCCAGGCCGCAGGGUACCGAGUGCUGCUGCGGUAUGAGGGCUUUGAAAACGAUGCCAGCCACGACUUCUGGUGCAACCUGGGAACUGUGGACGUCCACCCCAUCGGCUGGUGCGCCAUCAACAGCAAGAUCCUGGUGCCCCCGCGGACCAUCCAUGCCAGAUUCACCGACUGGAAGGGCUACCUCAUGGAACGGCUGGUGGGCUCCCGGACGCUCCCCGUGGACUUUCACAUCAAGAUGGUGGAGAGCAUGAAGUACCCCUUCCGGCAGGGCAUGCGGCUGGAGGUGGUGGACAAGUCCCAGGUGUCUCGGACCCGCAUGGCCGUGGUGGACACGGUCAUCGGGGGGCGCCUGCGGCUCCUGUACGAGGACGGCGACAGCGACGACGACUUCUGGUGCCACAUGUGGAGCCCCCUGAUCCACCCCGUGGGCUGGUCCCGGCGCGUGGGCCACGGCAUCAAGCUGUCAGAGAGGCGCAGCGACAUGGCCCAUCACCCCACCUUCCGGAAGAUCUACUGCGACGCCGUCCCUUACCUGUUCAAGAAGGUUCGCGCUGUGUACACAGAAGGCGGCUGGUUUGAGGAGGGGAUGAAGCUGGAGGCCAUCGACCCCCUGAAUCUGGGCAACAUCUGUGUGGCCACCGUCUGCAAGGUCCUCCUGGAUGGCUACCUGAUGCUCUGUGUGGACGGGGGGCCCUCCACCGACGGCUCAGACUGGUUCUGUUACCACGCCUCCUCCCACGCCAUCUUCCCAGCCACCUUCUGCCAGAAGAACGACAUUGAGCUCACUCUCCCGAAAGGCUAUGACACCCGCACCUUCAACUGGGACACCUACCUGGAGAAGACCAAGUCGAAGGCGGCUCCGUCCAGACUCUUUAACAUGGACUGCCCCAACCACGGCUUCAAGGUGGGCAUGAAGCUGGAGGCCGUGGACCUGAUGGAGCCGCGGCUCAUCUGUGUGGCCACGGUGAGGCGGGUGGUGCACCGGCUCCUCAGCAUCCACUUCGACGGCUGGGACAGCGAGUACGACCAGUGGGUGGACUGCGAGUCCCCGGACAUCUACCCGGUCGGCUGGUGCGAGCUCACCGGCUACCAGCUCCAGCCGCCCGUGUCCACAGAGCCAGCCACGCCGCUGAAGGCCAAGGAGGCCACGAAGAAGAGGAAGAAGCAGUUUGGGAAGAAAAGGAAGAGGAUUCCUCCGGCCAAGGCGCGGCCCCUGAGACCAGGCUCCAAGAAGCCGCCGCUGGAGGAGGACCCCCAGGCCCCGGAGAAGGUCUUGGCGGCGGCCAGUCCGGACGAGAUCAUCGCCGUGCGCGUGAAGGAGGAGCACGUGGAGGCGGCCACGCCUGACAAGGCCCGGAGCCCGGAGCUGCCUGUGUCCAUCGAGAACAUCAAACAGGAGGCAGAGGACUGAGCCGCCCGCUGCAGCCGGCCCCUCACCACCUCCCGUCCACCUGCUGCGGUUUGGAGACUGAGCCUUUUAGAAAAAUCCCGCUGGUGCUGGGGGCCCGGCACUGAGGGGUGAGCCAGGUCUCCUCUGACCUGCCUGUGACCUCUGCCCUCUGCAAGGCCCAGUGACGGGCUGCCUGGGUCCCCAGCUCCCGUUCCUGCAGCCGCCCUCACCCUCAGCCGCAGGUACACGGCCAGACAAGACAAGGCUGAAGUGUGCGCACCGGUGUGCGGCCAGCCAGUCACAAAGGCUGCAGCCGCUCCUGGGAGGCAGGCACCUGAUCGGCGGUGGGUGGUGUGAUGGGUUCGAACAUUACCAAGUGGCCUGUCCUGCCUCCUGGCUGGUGCUCCUCCCAGCACCGCAGGGACAGCCAUGUCCGUCUGGCAGCUGAGCAGCAGCAGCCAGGAUGUGGUGUCAGUGGUUGUGAGGUGUCCUUGCCCUGUUUUCUGUUGGCAUGAGCACCAGUUCCCAUUUCUGAAAGGACAGCGUGGGGACUGCUCCAGGGUCGGGGGUUUGCAGGGACCUGGUGAGGGGACGCCCACACCUGCCUGUGCCCCUUGGGGAGGGUGGUGGGUGGGAUUGGGGGUGGCAGGGGCAGCAGGUGUGGUGUAGACCCCUCCAGCAUCGAUCUGGACCUGCCCCAGCUGCAGCUGGGCAGGGCCUGUCCUUGCCACGCCCCUUCUGUUAACCAGGGUCCGUUCAGCCUCGCUGGAGCCACAGGACACACUUCCUGGUUCCCUGCUCCUCGGAAAUCACAUUCUAGCUCCCCUAGUGUUUGCCCAAAUCCGCCUCCAUUGAAACUCCUUUCUGAUCAGCCUGACCUCGUUGGCUCCCUCUCUGGAGCCGAGGGCGGCAGCUGCAGGCCGCCUGCGCUGCGGGCAGCAAGCCGCACUGUCGGGUCCACCGCCAGGCACAGCCGUGCUGGCUGGAGUCCAGCUGCACCGUGGGCUGGCCUGCUGCUGUGCCUGAGCUUGCCACAGGGGGUGCUGUCUGCUUGCUCAGGGCCUGGGCUGUUUGGUGUCACCCCUGAGGUGGUGAUCAGCCCCAGGAGAGCCAUGUCCCGUCAGCUUGGAGAGAACUUGUUCUGGCUCCUUUGCUGAAGGCACCGGGCAGCUCCAUACGGAGCAGGAACAGCCCCGGGAAGCAGCCUGUUGGUGCAGCCCGGGUUCUCCAAAGCGACCAGGUUUGGGGUCCGUGAGGCCGGGAACGGACCGGGUUGUGACAGGCAGUGGCAUCCACCCCCAGGGACGAAGAUGGCCUAGUGUUCCCUCUGCUUCUGGGGAAACUGGAACCAUAUGGCAUUUUGGCCUUCAGUUUCUUUUCAGAGGAAGAAGUGAUGCUACAGGUGCAUGGCUCCCACAUUCUGAGGAUAGAGCUGAAGGCCAAGUUAGCUGCCACUCAGGCCCCGGAGGCCUCAGGCAGUGAGGUCGUUAAAUCCCGUUGUUGCUGAAGUCCAGUUUGUCAGACUUUUGUUCCCUACAGCAACGUGUAUUCUGACAUACGGCCUCAUAGUUACCGUUAUGAGGCGAGUUCACAUGUGAAGAAGAAAUAAAGAACAAAUGGCACCUGU